This is a messenger RNA of Hylaeus volcanicus, 4239 nucleotides long. RefSeq lists its product as uncharacterized. The transcript has a single exon. Bases 1 to 4239 code for a protein of 1412 amino acids. The record is from RefSeq and is a predicted model, not a curated record. NCBI's taxonomy places the organism in Eukaryota, Metazoa, Arthropoda, Insecta, Hymenoptera, Colletidae.
AUGACGAGAAAGUCUGUGAACUCACGCUGCGAAUCGAACACAUCUUCUUCUCUGCUAACGCAUUCGUAUUCGAUGCAGGUCCUCUUCUUCUCUUUGAGCUGGCCGCACCUAAUAGGAGCCAAAGAUGUGGUUCUCAAAGAAGAAGCUGCGACUCUCGAUCAAAUUGCAACCGCUUCGGAAAGCGUGGUACAAAACGGCGAGAAAUCCAAGGAGAAAGAUAAGGAGUUUCGAGAUCAGCUAAUAACCUCGCUAAUAGACACCACGGUGCACUACGAAAACUCGAACGGUUUCGUUCCGAUGACGACAUCCUCGACGUCCAAGUCUUCCAAUCGCCUCGACCAGCUGGAGCCACUCGGCAACAUCACUUGGAGCAAUUCUUUGAACGAUCCGAGCAACUCCACCAUCGACGACGAGGACUCCGUCGAGCAGGAAGAUGUGGACGAAUUGGAAAACGAUCCCGCCUACUCCACGGAAGCGAGGAUAUUCUUAAACUUCCCACGUCCGAGUGGGAACAAUCGCAGAUCGUUCGAGUACCAGACACGGCAAAACGACUUCGAGCUGUUGAAAGUCAGGAACGACACGCCCGUGGUCGCCAAUUAUCCGGACUUUUACGAAGGCCCCCCGAGCUCCGUGGAAAGCGGAAACGAGAAUACGGAGUCCUCCUCGAGAUACGGGAUCAAAGGAAAGGGAAAGAACCUGGAGAAUUACACAGGAAACUACGGGACGAUAACCGACAAUAACGACGAGAGUUCUUCUUACGCUCGUUAUUAUCCUAACAAUUCAGCGAGGGACAAGGACAAAGCUGCUCGCGAGCAGGAGAAAGUGCUCGAUAAUUAUCAUCAGCAAGAUGUCUUCAACUACGACGGUCACGGGCAGAGCGGACAGAGCGGGCCCAUAGCCUCGUCCUUUCCAAGGACGGAUCAGGAGGUGAACGACCUGGAGAAGAGCAACUCCAACAGCUACGACGCGUACGCCAGCAUCGCGGCGUCCUCUCAGCAGACGAACAAUCACCACAGAUUCUCAAGACCAGUUGUAGUCGCUGAGUUCGGUAACUCGCCGAUAGUAUCAGGCUCGGGUGGAGAAAACUAUGAAACAUCGAGGGUGUUGCACAACAGGGACGGCAGAUUCCGAAGUGAAGAAGACUCCCGGGAUUUAUCAGACGAGGAUUACAUGGAGUACACGGAGAGGCCCAGAAGAGUUCAGAAGAACAGAAGACGACCUUCCAGCGGCGACAGCUCCAAGAGACUCCAAAAGGAGCAUCGAGGAUCGGUGUCUGAUAGCACAGAGUACGAGAGCCACGGUAAGAGGCAUCACUCUUCGAGAACGAAGUCAAGGCAGAGGAUGCGAGGAAAUUCUUGGAUGGACGACGACAGACAUCGCGACGAGGACGACAGUUACGAAGAGACGCGAUACGAUAGCAGACAGUCAGGGUUGGAAGCAAGGCACAAAUCUCAUCAGAGCUCCAAGUUCAACCCUAGCAAUACCUGGAAUCAAAUAUCUCCUAACCUAGAGAUCUCACACUCCAGCGGUGUCGAAAUUGGCCAACUAGAGAAACCAAAGUUCCUCGUUCCUGUCAAAGUGAAUUUGGUACCUGUAGCGAACUUUGAUCACUCGUCGGCGAUGGGCAGCAGCCAAGGCUUCGACGUGUCGAACGCCGUUGUGCAAAAUUUAGUCUCAGCCACGCCUGUCAGCACCGUCAGCUCACCCACGGGAAUCGGCGAUGACUCGAAGUUGAGAGUCUCCACGUCUGCUCCGGACGUCGUCGUCGGUCAGAACAGCUUUCAUAACUCGAUGCAGGCGGUGUUUCCUCAAGUGAGCGACUCCAACAAAUUCUCGACGAACUUGAAGCCUCAGUACGUGUCCAGCACGGUUUCUCCGGUUUUCGCAGUCACCCCAAACGUGAAUCCCCUGCAGAGCAUACCCAUUCACAGUGUUCAUGGGACAGCUACGCCACGGACGACGUAUCAGGUUCACGGGGGCAUGCCUCAGCUGAUAGUCCCUCAGCCUACUCAUCAAACUGUCCCAACGUUGAUGCAGACUCCGAUACAAUCCAACCCAGAUUUCAAUAUUCAGGUGAACCCACACGGCAUGCACGGUCAAAAUCUUGUCAGUCACGGGAAUUUGCAGGUGCAGAACAUUCCCACGAUGUCCACCAUCACGUCGACGCCUCAGACUCUGCCAGUAACGAAGAUCAAUUUGGUGACUGCCGAGUCGCAGAACAAGAAGGACAUGAUCUCUGGAUCCACCGCGAACUUCUUGGCCUCGGCGACCAUGGCGGUGGGUCAGAACGAUCAGAGGCAGUUGAACGGUAACUCCUAUUAUUUGCAAAAUUCGAAUACUCAGCAGAUUGUAAAGCCACAGGUGCAGACUGGGCUCUAUCAACAAAACGUAGUUCCGAAAACGAAGACGUACAUUCAGACGACCCAUCUGUUGCCAGCUGUGUUGCAGCCUAUGCCCACGCUGACCACUUUCGCAGCAAGCACUCCUCAACUGAUCCCUGACCAUCAGAACGUUCAAGGAGGAACGUGGCAGAACCAACAGUUCGUAAAGGUACCGCACACUGGGGUAGACAAUGGUAUAUCAACGUUGAGGAACAUUAAAUUGCCAUCGCUCACGUAUCCAACGAUGGACAAUACCGGUAGCCAGAGUAUCAACAACGUUAAUGCAUUGAACACGUUCCAAGGUGGUUCAGGGGGGUUGGAGAACGCUCAUUUGCCAUACGUCGGCACAAGAAAUGUAGAGAUUGUGAAUCCAAAUAUCAAACCAAGUCCAGUGGACACGAUCAUAAAUUCCUACGGGGCGAUGCAUUAUCCCGCGGCAGUGUUCACCACGCCAUUCCCCAUGUUCACCACCACCAGCGUGGUCACUGCCAGGCCAGCGCUAGUGUCCACCACCGAUUCCUCGUCCAACGUUCAGAAUUUCGUCAACUCGUUGACGGAAAUAGGCUCGAAGAACCAAGAUUCCUACAACGACAUGAAAACGUACCAGUCUCAAGACAGGCCCGUGUUCAAUCCCAUCAACUUCGUGCCCAACGUAGACGUGAUGAAGAAUCAGAAUGCUCUGAACAGCAAGCUGCACGCCAGCGAACCUCUGCCGCAGAAUCUGAAUCUCGUUCCGCUGUUACCAGGAGGGAAUUUCUUCAAGCCCAGCUUCGACGCACAGAGCGAGCUACUGACGAAACCAAAACUGAACACAGACCUGGCGACCUACGCGGAGCAGAUGUUCAAGGAGUCUCUGAAGACCAUAUACAACUCCCAGAAGUGGAACAAUGACCGAAAGCCAGGGCAUCAUCGUCACAACGCGUCAGAUGCGAUGGACAUCGCGAAGCUGAAGAACGAGCUGCAGCGACUGAAGGCUUCUCUGUCUGAUUCGAAAAGAAUCAAGGAUGUCGAAGCGCAUCAUAGCGAAACGAAACCGCAGACGGCUGAAUUGACUAACAAGAAGCCUGACGAGUUGUUGGCGGCGCUGGAGCAGAUGCUGAAGGCUCAAUCCUCGGACUCUACGCACUCCUACCAUGGAAGCGGUAGACCCCAUAGACAUCGCAGACCUUCGGAUCAAGACAAAUUCACCUUUGGCCCGAACAGCGAUUUCAGAGACACCAAGCACGUCAGGGACUUCAUGAAACCUCCUCACUCGGGCUCUCACCGCUCGAAGGGCCAUUUCCACGACAAGCCAGGAAAGAAGAGACCGAUGUCUGGACCACCUAGAUUCAAUGGUCCAAGUCAUUUCCAUGGACCGAGACCUUAUCCCAGGCAUACGUUCUCUCCCAAGACAAGUGGUCCGGAGACUUCUGCGACUAACAUAGACACGAUUCACGCCGAAAGCUCACCAUUUGAGCAACUACACGAUACGAGACAUCGUCGCCCUGAUUUUAAGAAAGGCUCGAUCGACUCGUUCUCCUCGUUCGCCUCGUCGCCCACCGAUAAGAAUAUUUUCCUCAAGGGAUACGAACACCACAAGGGCGGCAAAGAAGGCGGCAUUAAUCACCCCAGGAUGCACAAUUUUUUUGGACUGCUGAUGAAGAACAAGCAGCUGCCCAAUGGCCUCGCUCCGAAUUACUUCCAGGACAAGGAUCAGCUGAAGCAGUUCUUCGAAGACGAGACGCUACGAUCGCAGCAGCAAUACUACGACGAUACCUUGAGGGAUUACUUUAACAAAAUGUCAGAAAGCGCGUUGCACUCCAAUUUGCGCAAUGGUCACGAUACACGAAGAUACUUGACACAAAAAAGGACGGUUUGA